AUGUCUGUGGACCCCUUAUCCAGCAAAGCUCUGAAGAUCAAGCGCGAGCUAAGCGAGAAUACACCGCACCUGUCGGACGAGGCGCUGAUGGGACUGUCGGUGCGCGAGCUCAACCGGCACCUGCGCGGGCUCUCAGCGGAGGAGGUGACGCGGCUCAAGCAGAGGCGCCGUACGCUCAAGAACCGGGGCUAUGCGGCCAGCUGCCGCGUGAAGCGCGUGUGUCAGAAGGAAGAACUGCAGAAGCAGAAGUCGGAGCUGGAGCGCGAGGUGGACAAGCUGGCGCGCGAGAACGCCGCCAUGCGCUUGGAGCUGGACGCGCUGCGUGGCAAGUGCGAAGCGCUGCAGGGCUUCGCGCGCUCGGUGGCCGCGGCCCGGGGGCCCGCGGCGCUCGUGGCGCCCGCCAGCGUCAUCACCAUAGUCAAGUCCACCCCCGGCCCAGCUCCCGGCCCGGACCCCGGCCCCGCCCCUGGCCCUGCCCCCGCCGCCUGCUCCUAG
Orycteropus afer afer is the source of this 495-nucleotide messenger RNA. RefSeq names its product MAF bZIP transcription factor F (gene MAFF). The transcript is spliced from 2 exons. NCBI's taxonomy places the organism in Eukaryota, Metazoa, Chordata, Mammalia, Tubulidentata, Orycteropodidae. The record is from RefSeq and is a predicted model, not a curated record. Gene Ontology annotation, molecular function: DNA-binding transcription factor activity, RNA polymerase II-specific; RNA polymerase II cis-regulatory region sequence-specific DNA binding. The coding region runs from base 1 to 495 and encodes 164 amino acids. Gene Ontology annotation, cellular component: nucleus. Gene Ontology annotation, biological process: regulation of epidermal cell differentiation; regulation of transcription by RNA polymerase II.